GUUGUUAUUGAACUAUAUACAAUCGUCUUUGCAAAACAAAACCGUGCUGCACACGUGUUUUUGAUGGCUGUAAUGUGUAAAGUGGCAAGUUGUUGCUAUCAUCUUUUAAUUAAACAUAUCAUGUUUUAGUUAUUUUUACAUAUUUGAGGGAAAAUAAAUAGCUGACAUUACGAUAGUCAAAGGUUAUGGUAUGCAGUCUGGAAAGUGAAUAAUUUUUAAAGUUAACCUGUUUAAAGGUGUAUCUAGUUCUUGUGAUGGAUGGAAAUAAUGACUUGGAAAAGAAAAAGUCCCAUCGGGAUCGGCAUUCAGGCCGGAAGGCGGAGAAGAAGAAGGCAAAAGGCGCCAAGGAGCAGAAACUCCCGGACAAGCAACGCAACCCGAAGGCAUUCACGUUCAACUCCGCCGUUAAAGCCGAGCGCCGCUUCCGCAGGAAGGAGGACCUGGAGACGAAGAAGCAGCACAUCCCGCAGGUGGACCGCUCGCCCUUGGAGCCGCCCCCCGUCGUGGUGGCGGUGGUGGGCCCGCCCAAGGUCGGCAAGACCACGCUCAUCCAGUGCCUCAUCAAGACCUUCACCAAGCAGCCCCUGACCAGCCUGAAGGGCCCCGUCACCAUCGUGUCAGGCAAGAAACGGAGGCUGACGCUCAUGGAGUGCAACAACGACAUCAACAGCAUGAUCGACAUAGCCAAAGUCGCGGAUCUCGUGUUGCUCCUGAUAGAUGCGUCGUUUGGCUUCGAGAUGGAAAUAUUUGAGUUCCUGAACAUCUGUCAGGUGCACGGGAUGCCGCGCAUCAUGGGCGUGCUGACGCACCUCGACGUGCUGAAGAAGGCGAAGCAGGUGCGGCAGGUGAAGAAGCUGCUGAAGCACCGCUUCUGGACGGAGGUGUACGCGGGCGCCAAGCUGUUCUACCUGUCGGGGCUGCUCCACGGGGAGUACCUGCGCAACGAGGUCAAGAACCUCAGCCGCUUCGUGUCCGUCAUCAAGUUCCGGCCGCUCGCCUGGCGCUCCGCCCACCCCUACCUGCUCGUGGACCGCAUGGAAGACGUCACGGCCCCCGAGGAGGUGCGCCGAAACCCCAAGGCGGACAGGAAGGUGUGCUUGUACGGCUACGUGCGUGGCGUGCCGCUCAACAAGCUGUCCAGCGUCCACAUACCGGGCUGCGGGGACCUGCGCGUCCACGACGUGGCCUUCCUGCCCGACCCCUGCCCGCUGCCCGACCGCCUGGGGCGACGCUCCCUGGCGGAGAAGGAGCGCCUGGUCUACGCCCCCUUCUCCGGCGUGGGCGGCCUGGUGUACGACAAGGACGCCGUGUACAUGGAGCUGGGCGGCAGCCACUCCCACCGCCCGGAGGAGACCGAGCGGCCGGAGCGCGCGCUGGUGAGCACCAUCCUGGAUGUCGGCGAGACGGUGGACGUGAAGCUGGCGCACAGCACGCUGCGACUCUUCUCCAGCUCCACCCGGGACUUCACGGGGGACGCGGUGGCCGGCAAGAGGAAGCGAGCUGAGGAGGCCGCGGAUGGUCCUGCAGACGCGGGCAGUGACCGAGUCGGCGGCAGCGACCAGGCCUCGUCUGGGUAUUCGAGCAGCGACGAUGACGCAGUUUCCGAGCUGUCUGACGGGAUCGAUGCUUCUGAUCUGCGCCGACGCCCGCCUGGCGCGGGGCCCGCGACACGCCGCGGAGUCGAAGAGCCGCGGAGGAAGAAGCUGAGGAAGUCACGGGUGGUGUCGGCGGAGCGAGAGGGCUCCGGUGGGUCCGGAGACGACAGCAGCGAGGAGGAGGUCGAGACGAAGCUGGCGCGAGCCAUCAGCGCCUUGAAGUCAGAGUCCGAGGUCGUGCGUGCCGCUCCGUGCGCCGGUGCUUCGCCCGAUGAAGCUGAAGAUGUGAAGGGGGAUCUCGAAUCAACUCCAAAAUCCAUCAGGAACAAAGACAACGACACGUUGAUCCAGAGCCGAGUGUCCGACGCCCUGUCGAGGCUGGAGCGGGGAGACGUCAGCGGCAGGACGCCCGCGCAGGUCGUCCCGGCAGACGAGGACAGUGGCAGCAGUGACGACGAUGAGUACGAGGACGUCGGGAGUGACGAUACCGACAGUGCUGGUGAAGGCGGACAGCUGUCUGACGGUGACGAGGAGGCUGAUGACAGCGAUGACGGAGAUGACAGCAACGUGGGGAGCGACCAGGAGGCCGGCAGUUCGGACCCCGAGAGCGUCUCCGUUGGUGUCGAAGGUGCCGCGGAGCGAUCCUCGCUGAGGUGGAAGGACGACCUGGCCCGGAAGGCGGCAGAUGCUUUUGUGGAGCGGCAGGCAAACACUCAGAAUUUGUGGAAGUUGGUUUAUGGCGAGCUGAGCGGCGAUGCGGACGCGGGCGGCGUUGAGGAGGGGCCGGGGGAGGUGGGGGGCUUGUUCCGAGUGGUGAGCCGCCGGCAGCGCGAGGCUCAGGCGCGCAAGGACGCGCGGGACGCAGACGACUGCUCCAGGUUCCAGCAGCCGCAGCUCAGGGACUGGAUGCAGCCGGAGGUGCGGGAGGCGAUACGGGACUGCUUCGUGACGGGGCGCUGGGGGCCGUCGGAGGACGCUGCCGAGCUGCUCCGGAUGGACGACGAGGGCGACGUGUUCGGGGACUUCGAGGACCUGGAGACGGGCGAGAAGCAUGCGGCGACCGCCGACAAGGGCGACGAAGAGGGGGCGGGGCCCGCUCAGCCGGCCGGCCCGACUCGCGAGCAGCUGGCAGAGAAGAAGCGCAAGCUGAAGGAGAGGUUCGACGUGGAGUACGACGACAAGGAGGGCGGCAAGUCCUUCUACGAGGAGUUGAAGAAGGAGGUGGACCACCAGUCCCAGGUGAACCGCAGCGAGUUCGAGGGCCUGGACGACGCUCUGCGAGUGCAGCUGGAGGGCUUCCGGCCGGGCAUGUACGUGCGGGUGGAGAUCGCCCGGGCCCCCUACGAGCUGGUCGCUAACUUCGACCCCACCUACCCGCUCAUCGUGGGCGGCCUGCAGAUGGGCGAGGAGAACGUCGGCUGCGUCCAGGUGCGGCUGAAGAAGCACCGGUGGUACGGCAGGAUCCUCAAGUCCCAGGACCCGGUGAUAGUGUCGCUGGGCUGGCGUCGCUUCCAGACCGUCCCCGUCUUCUCCAAGCUGGAGGACAAUCUGCGACACAGGAUGCUGAAGUACACCCCUGAGCACGUGGCCUGCAUCGCUCACUUCUGGGGGCCCAUCACGCCCCAGGGCACCGGGGUGCUGGCCCUGCAGGACAUCGCCACCCGGCAGCCGGGGUUCCGCGUGGCCGCCACGGGCGCGGUGGUGGAGCUGGACAAGUCCACCCACGUCACCAAGAAGCUGAAGCUGGUCGGCGCCCCGUACAAGAUCUUCAAGAAGACGGCCUUCGUCAAGGACAUGUUCAGCUCGGCGCUGGAGGUUGCCAAGUUCGAGGGCGCCCGGGUGCGCACUGUGUCUGGGGUCCGCGGCCAGAUCAAGAAGGCGGAGAGCAAGCCCGAGGGAGCCUUCCGCGCUACCUUCGAAGACAAGAUCCUGCUCAGCGACAUCGUGUUCUGCCGGACGUGGUACCAGGUGGAGGUGCCCCGGUUCUACACCCCCGUCGCGUCCCUGCUGCUGCCCCCGGAGCGGAAGGACGCGUGGCGCGGCAUGAAGACCCUGGGACAGCUCAAGAGGGAGGCCGGCGUCCACAACCAGCCCGCUGUGGACAGCCUCUACACGCCGGUGGAGCGGGAGCCGAAGGUGUUCCGGCCGCUGGUGGUCCCCCGGACCCUGCAGAGGGAGCUGCCCUACAAGAACAAGCCCCGGCAGGGCCCGGCCGAGCCCCGCCCCAGCCUGCAGUCCCAGCGAGUCGCCGUGGUGCGGCAGCCUCACGAGGAGAAGGUGGCCCGGCUGAUGAAGAUGCUGAGGACGUCGUACGGCCACAAGGUGAAGCAGCAGAAGCGGGAGAUGGCGGCGCGCGUCACCGCGCACAGACGCCAGCUGCAGCAGGAGCAGCAGCGCCGGCUGGCGCGACAACGCACGCUCAAGAAGCAGCUGUUCCGUGCCGCCAGCAAGUUGGCGCGCAAGAAGCCCGGGCACGCGGCCGCCCAAUAGUAGUGACUCUCGCUUCGACAGCCGACGUUAACGGAAAUUUUCACAUCAGUUUUAAAAACCAAAUAGAACUAUAGGUGUCUCUCAUUGAGCACUUGAAUUCAGGUGAGGAUCAACGCUGAAUUGUUUGGAAUACGCAAUUGAAUAUUAUUUUGCAAAUAAAAAUUUACUAUGUAAA
Messenger RNA from Bacillus rossius redtenbacheri, 4260 nucleotides. RefSeq names its product ribosome biogenesis protein BMS1 homolog. Gene Ontology annotation, molecular function: GTP binding; GTPase activity; U3 snoRNA binding. Gene Ontology annotation, biological process: ribosome biogenesis; endonucleolytic cleavage of tricistronic rRNA transcript (SSU-rRNA, 5.8S rRNA, LSU-rRNA); maturation of SSU-rRNA from tricistronic rRNA transcript (SSU-rRNA, 5.8S rRNA, LSU-rRNA). The record is from RefSeq and is a predicted model, not a curated record. The transcript is spliced from 20 exons. Gene Ontology annotation, cellular component: 90S preribosome; nucleus. Lineage: Eukaryota; Metazoa; Arthropoda; Insecta; Phasmatodea; Bacillidae. Bases 255 to 4085 code for a protein of 1276 amino acids.